ACCAUUCUACUCGAGACCGGCGUGUCGAACGCACGCGCCACAUAACGCUCUAAACGCGAAACUUCACUCGCUCCCGAUAAACCGUGAAUUGAAGUGGUGUUUUGGAACAUUUCGUUUAUUUAUUUUGCUUCUUAUUCGGUUCCGCGAUACAGCUCGUCGUUCAUCUGACAGUUUUGGUUUUUAUUGUUUUGUGUUGUUUAUUUUUGUUUUGUGACUGCACAUUGGAGGUGUUCGGUUUAUUUUCAAUACGAUCGUCUUUUCACGUUGUGCGGCUGCGGCGCGCUAAAACGGCGCCGCGAUAAUGUAACCGGCGCAGGCGAAACGUCUCCCUUCAAGGUGUUUGCAAUGUGGUGCACGUGGUCUACUUUACUGCUAGUGUCGUGUGCACUAGCAUCAACUGGUGCAGAGGUCGAGACCACCCACGUUCCUAAUAUCGAGACGACCACAAGUCAACCCGCUGAAAGUGUUACCGAAAAGGCAGCCAACCUAGAGCCUGACGACUCGACGGCAGCUGAAACUCGAUUAGCUGUAGCAACCACUCGCGCGCCGCUGCGCACUCUUGACAGACAAGCCGCUGAACAUGCCUGGCGCUUGUGGCUCCAAAGCGCGGAAAGUGGCAACCAAAAUGCACCCCCUAGAAGAAUUACUACGAAGUCUUUAUUCAUCACUCCUCUCGUAUGUCCCAAGGGCCAGAGACUCGACCGAAAUGGUUGCGUUCAGGUGGUAACUGUGAAUAAAGACGAACACGAGCGUAUUCUUCUAGAACAACUAAACGCGCUGUUCUCGUCACCAUCCACUGGCGACGUAUUAUACGAUUACGGCGACGAAGAGCCGGGCCCGUUGCAGCUAUCAAUACCCAUCAACUUGGAGCCACAGGCCGCACCACUGCAAAAUAACCAGGAGCCAUCUGCUCAGGCUCAACAACUGCUGCCCAAUUUCGUUAAGAAAGGUGAAAAUAUACCUAAUAACGACGCGGGUAUCGAAGCUGAAUUAGAAUUAUUAACAUUACAACAUUCUAACAACAACUACACAGACGCAUCAGGAGUAUUAAACCACAACGUAAUGAAUACUCUACUAUAUAAUGGAGAUAAACCUAAACGUGAUAGUCCAACUGACAACUCAAAUACAACAAACCCAGCGGACGAGUCUGUAACGGGACAAAAGGAAUUUGUUUACGGCCAUGUCAAUGUUGACCCUAUACUUUAUAAUAUGGAACUUAUAGACCAGAAAACCUCAAAUGAACAUAUCGAUAAGCCAAUAACUACAAAUCAACAAAAUAAUAUAUCUCUGUCUGACGGAUUUGACAGUAAAAAAGUAAACAUCACAGACAGCGAACAUGACAAAAAUAAAACAGUGACAAAUUCUACUACCAGCAACGGUCUAAAUAAGAAUGCUGACCAAAGCAAGCUAAACCCAGAAAAUGAUUAUUCUGACAUAGGUGAAGCCAUCAAACUGAUAAGUCGCUAUGCCGAGGUAUCAACGGACGACAAUUUUAAAAGUGAUCAAAAGAAAUAUGAAAUUAAAGAAGAUGGUAUUCUCGGAACUCGUACAAAACUACAGUAUCGGCGAAAUAAACCUAAACCGACAAACACUAAAGAAUCUAUACCAAAACAGAGUGAAACGAAACAGUCUCACACAGAUCAAUUGUUUACUCAAAGUUUUUUACCUAAGAACGAGCCAUUUUAUAGAUACCCAUGGCCUAGUCAACACUUCCCAACCCCACCUCCAAAUUAUCCUUUCCGUCAUGUACAAGAUUAUUGGCCUGGCAAAAGUCAUAUUGGCGGCGUAUACAACACUCAUGAAAAUCCGAGACGACACCACCAUUCGUAUCCGCACUAUCUAAGACCUCAUAAUUAUUAUCCAGAAUUACAAGAACCGUACUCCAAUCAUUAUCAGGAAUAUCAGACACACAGGGUCGUUCAAAGGCACACAAAACCGUCUCGGUCUCCAGCUAAUAACCAAAAUCUAUACAGCCUUCUCGGUUUGCGACACUGGUUUAGUAACGAAGAUAUUUCCAAAAGAUAGCUUGUUUCUUUUAAUUAGACAAUUGAUGUUACCCGACGACGUGUAAUGGAAGCUAUGGAUUUCUAUGCUUAUAAUAUGCAUAAAUAUAAACGCACUGCGUACCCAUACAUACUCCUUAUUAACCUUACUCGAAUCUGAAGUGACCAGUAUUUGAUAAUAUUAUUUCAAAGUCGUUCAAAAUAAUUAACUCCUUUAAUUACAUUUUAGGCUGUGGUGGAACUAAUCAUGAAAUAUCAAUCAAUCUAUUUUAUCAAUCAUUUUAUCCAUGGCUUUCAUUAUACCAUUAUUUAUUUCAAAGCCAAAUAUUACAGUCAUAGUUUAGUACCUUGUUAGACGUUUUAAAUUAAUGUAAAUAUUAUGUCUUUAAAUUAAGUGUUUUAAUUAAUUUGCUGCUGAAAUUGUUCAUUUAGUAUUAUUUAAAUUGUUUCAUAAUUUUUAUGUUAAAUGUAAAUUGUUAUUUUUAACUAAUGUGUCUUUAUUAUUUGCUAUAUUUUUAUAAUUUUUUUCGUUGUGAGUGUAAUAAUUGUCUAGAAAUAUAUAUAUAUAUUUUGAUAUCUUGUCGGUUACAUUCUGUUGUAGUUCUUUGUUUAGUAAUCGGCACUGGUUGCCCUAUUAAGUAAAUAUUAUGUGUAGGUAGUCGACAAAUGUCAGAAUAUAAUUUAAUUUCGUAUUAUAUUUUUAGUUCAAAUGUUAUUUCUUUACAAUAACCAAAUUUCGGACAAUUGAAACCCACCUACAAGAAAAUAAUUGUUUUCUCGUGUUCUUGUAAUUCUAUCGCUUUGCUGACGGCAGUAUUACUAUUUAUGUGGCGAAGGUGCCGGUAUUGAAUUUUAUAAAACCUUUUCGGAACUCAUUAGUGUAGAUAGUACUAUUAAUGUUACCCUGUAACUGGCCGUACUUAUUCUCGUUUUAUUACAAUAUGUUUUAUCUGCCAAACAAAAACCGAUGAUGUCUAGAGAUUUCCCUUGUUCGUUGUACACGAAAAAUUUAUAGUGAGUGCACAAAAUUUUAUAAUGUCUUCGUUAUGGUAAAUCAUAUUUACUUUUUUAAUUCUCUUCUUUGAACCUGCUGACAUUGGAGAUAAAGAAAAUUAAAGAAGGAGGACAAAUGCUUACUAAUUUACGAUAAACUGUACCUACGUACACUGGGUCGAUAACUUCUUUUGCCAAAAUUGAACAUUUAUAUAUGACUAUUAAAAUUAAGAU
Diatraea saccharalis (sugarcane borer) is the source of this 3230-nucleotide messenger RNA. The record is from the annotation of a GenBank genome assembly. NCBI's taxonomy places the organism in Eukaryota, Metazoa, Arthropoda, Insecta, Lepidoptera, Crambidae.